GUGCAUUCGAGUAUACCGAACACUACAGUUAGAAUUUCAUUGUUCGUAGUUUGCUCACGCUUUCAGUAUGAAAAUGUCUUAUUCACAUGAGCUGCUCUUCGUAGCAAUGUUAAGUGCAGUUUUGCACCUCUCCUCAGCGAUGGACUGCAAGGAAGUUUGGGAAAGAAAACACGAAACCGCCGAUUGCUGCUCAGCACCCGCAAUUCUAAAUUUGGACAAUCUAAAAAGCAAUAUUGAGGGACAGGAAGGAAACAAGCAUGAGAAAUUUUUCUGUGGAGUGCAUAAUCUAAUGAAGGAGCAAAACCUUGUCGACGAUGAGGGUAAUCUCGACGUCGAUGCCAUGAAACAGAACACCGAAGGCUUCGAUGACGAAUGGAAGCAAAUUGCCCAGCAGGCGAUCGAUCAUUGUGUCCAGAAGACGGAAUCCAUGAUGGCCGAUAUGGAGCAGCGAGGUGGACCCAAAGGGCAGUGCCAACCGACGGCCGGAAUGUUCCUCAUGUGCCUGGGAAAAGCUAGCAUCAAGAAUUGCCCGGCUGAUAAGUGGAACUCUUCUGAGCUGUGUGAAAAAGUCAAGAGCGGGGAAUGUGACAAGAGAGGACACAAGCACUGAGUAAAGGAACAACAAAAUCGGACAAGAAAUGGAACUAUGCAGCAAAUAUAAGCCAAACAUACUUAUUUGAUACUAA
Aedes aegypti (yellow fever mosquito) is the source of this 686-nucleotide messenger RNA. RefSeq names its product general odorant-binding protein 68. Bases 68 to 610 code for a protein of 180 amino acids. The record is from RefSeq and is a predicted model, not a curated record. NCBI's taxonomy places the organism in Eukaryota, Metazoa, Arthropoda, Insecta, Diptera, Culicidae. Gene Ontology annotation, molecular function: odorant binding. The transcript is spliced from 5 exons.